CUUAAUUGACUCUAUCAAAGAGCUGCAAAUCUUCCAUGGCCGCAUCUCACAAUGAAUCCUCUCGAAAGGUGUUGAUCACUGGUGUGAGCAAAGGAUUAGGAAGAGCCUUAGCGUUGGAGUUGGCUACUCGCGGCCACACCAUAAUCGGUUGCUCACGUGAUCAAACCAAACUUGAUUCCCUUCAAGAACAGCUUUCUAAGUCCUCUCUAAUUCAGCAUUUCCUCUUCAAACUCGAUGUGAAAUCAAACGACAACGUUGAAGAAUUCGCACAAAUUGUGGAAAAAGAGAAACUUAUUCCUGAUAUCAUUGUGAAUAAUGCAGGUUUGGCUCAUGGAAAAGCCAAGAUAUGGGAACUUGAUGUGCGAGAUUUUGAUAACGUUAUUGAUACCAAUAUCAAAGGAACUGCAAAUAUUUUACGUAAUUUUAUUCCACUUAUGAUGCAUAACAACUACGGAAUUAUUGUUAAUAUGUCAUCGAGUGCUGGAAGAUCUACCCAUGCAGAUUUUGCACCAUAUUGUUCGUCGAAAUGGGCAAUCGAGGGAUUAAGCAAAUCUGUGGCAAAGGAGCUACCAAAGGGCAUGGGAAUUGUAACAUUAAAUCCAGGCUCUAUAUACACGGACAUGCUCGUUUUAUGCUGUGGUGAUUUAGCAUCGAAAUUUCAAUCUCCUGAAAAAUGGGCUAUUAAAGCAGCAACUAUGAUCCUUGAUUUAUCACCAGCAAAUAAUGGUGAGUCUCUCACCGUUAAUAAUCCACUAUGA
This is a messenger RNA of Cucurbita maxima (winter squash), 758 nucleotides long. Its product is annotated as NADPH-dependent pterin aldehyde reductase-like. Gene Ontology annotation, cellular component: cytosol. Gene Ontology annotation, molecular function: oxidoreductase activity, acting on the CH-OH group of donors, NAD or NADP as acceptor. Gene Ontology annotation, biological process: folic acid-containing compound metabolic process. The transcript has 5 exons. Bases 36 to 758 code for a protein of 240 amino acids. NCBI's taxonomy places the organism in Eukaryota, Viridiplantae, Streptophyta, Magnoliopsida, Cucurbitales, Cucurbitaceae. The record is from RefSeq and is a predicted model, not a curated record.